AAAGACUCCGCCUAUUGACUCCUUUCUCAGGUUAUGCUGCUAGCGCGAUAACCUUGUGCUAAUGGAAAUGGUCGGAAGAGAGAAGAUGGGAAGGAUAUUUCGAGACUGGGGGAAUAUGGGGGAUUUGUUAAUUUUUACUUAAGUAGAUCAUCCAAGGGAGCAGCCCACAGCAUCUGCUCGUUGGAGCGCACGGUAGCCAGUUCCCCUAAGAAAAGAGGAACUUUUUGAGUUCCAUGAUGGUGAAGUAUUUCAUCAGUGAGACGGAUAUUAGGAAUGCAUGGGACCAUGUUUUCUCUGCUUUCUGGCAGAGGUACCCCAACCCAUUCAGCACCCAUGUUCUUACGGAGGACGUGGUGUACCGUGAGGUCACAGCGGACCACCGGCUUCUCUCCCGACGCCUCCUGACCAAGACCAAUCGGCUUCCCCGCUGGGCGGAGAGGGUCUUUCCUGCUAACAUGUCACGGUCCGUGUACAUUGUGGAGGACUCCAUUGUAGACCCAACAAAUAAGAACAUGACAACCUUCACCUGGAACCUCAACCAUGCCACACUAAUGAUGGUGGAGGAGCGCUGCUCGUACCAACAGAACCAGGACCGGCCCGGCUGGACUCUGCUCCGGAGAGAGGCAUGGAUCUCCUCAGGAGUGUUCGGACUCUCCCGGCCCAUCCAGGAGUUUGGCCUGGCCCGUUUCAAGAGUAACCAGGCGAAAGCCAUGAAGGGCCUGGAAUAUGCACUGUCCAACCAGCAUGACCCCCCACAGAGGCUUCCCAGAGACACCGUGAGAGACGCGUCAGAGAAGGCCAAGGAGACGGCGAUGGCAGCUACAGAGAAGGCCAAGAACCUGGCCUCAGCCGCCGGCACUAAGAAACCGCAACAGUUUGUGUAGCAUGGACAUGGACAGCUGAGCCAAACGCACAGACACACAAACACACAUGUACAAACACACACGUGUAAGGUUUGUGAGUAGCACAGACACAAUGGUACAGCUGAGCCCAGUACACAUACACACAGACAGAGUUAAACUGGGAUCAGUUGUUCCUUUGUCUGCUGCAUGUUCAUGCGUUUCAGGUCUGGAUCUGAUGGACACCGUCUCAACAGUUUACAACCGUCCUCUUAGAAAUAUUUUAUUGUUGGUGCUGAAUCUCUCAGGUUAUGUACAAUUGUACUCAAUAACCGUCUGCAUCAUAAUGUUUACUACUACUACUACUACUACUACAUAUAGUGUCCUUUUUUGACCCAAGAAUAGUAUAAGGGCGCUUUCACACCUGCCUCUUUUGAAUCGAACCCUGGUGCGUUUUCCCCCCGGUGCGGUUCUUCUGGGCUGGUGUGAAUACAGCAAUCGAACCCUGGUUUCGGACCAAAACAGCCGUACCCAGACCCUGUUGAGACAGUGGUCUCGGUCCUCUGGAGCGGAUCAUUUGUGGUGAGAACAUGAUCCAACCCAAUUACAGGAAGCAUUGUGCAUUUUGGGUUAAACCAGCUGCUGUAGCGAGUUGCCCUGUGCAUUAUGGGAUAAGGUUUUGUUUUUCCGGUUUGUCCUACUCAACUCUACAAAUUUCUGUCCAAUAAAUGAACGACCUUAGCACACAACCGGUUUUGUUCAGAAAUCAUGGUUCGCUUAAAAAAAGGCAGUGUGAAACAUAAGCGUACCUAAGAAAAAAAUGCAACAUUGUAUUUGGUUCAGGCCAAUUCAAGAAAACUAUAGGUAUGAAAGCACCCGAACAAUAAGUGCAUUUAACUGGUUUGAAAUGCAGAAUCAAGCGCGCACAUUCAAGAAGGCAUGCAGUAAUGUGCAUGCAUCUGCAAAACAGAAGCUGGCAAUUCUGAUACUUAAGUUUGUCUCAGGGUGCAGUCAAGAAUAUUAUUCACAUUAUUUUACAUGCAUUUUAUUAAUUCAUACAAGUAAUAUGAUCUAGGUACUUGUAUAACAUCUAUUAUUAUAAAAAAUAAUUGUGCUAUACAGGUAUGUUUCAAAUGUUUUUGUUUUUUUAACUUAAUUUUUCCAAAUGUUUUAUUUGUGAAUUUUCUUGACUUUUGUAUGUCUGUUCUUGUUUUAAAUUAACAUUUUUGUUGUCAUGUUUUAAUGUAUUUAUGCCAUUCCUGUUUUGUUGGAGUUUACAUCUACAAUCAAUUUAUUGCAGUCCUUUAGAAUAUAACAAGAAACCGUUUGAAGCGUUUCUUUUAUAUGUAUUUUUGUAUCAGGGCUAACGUGAAAUACUUGCCAAUAUUAUGGACCUACAACAUCAA
Conger conger (European conger) is the source of this 2245-nucleotide messenger RNA. Its product is annotated as PRELI domain-containing protein 1, mitochondrial-like. Lineage: Eukaryota; Metazoa; Chordata; Actinopteri; Anguilliformes; Congridae. Gene Ontology annotation, molecular function: phosphatidic acid transfer activity. The transcript is spliced from 7 exons. The record is from RefSeq and is a predicted model, not a curated record. Gene Ontology annotation, biological process: phospholipid transport. Gene Ontology annotation, cellular component: mitochondrial intermembrane space. Bases 234 to 884 code for a protein of 216 amino acids.